This is a messenger RNA of Eimeria acervulina, 1558 nucleotides long. RefSeq names its product ATP-dependent RNA helicase DDX family protein, putative. The transcript is spliced from 9 exons. The record is from RefSeq and is a predicted model, not a curated record. Gene Ontology annotation, molecular function: ATP binding; nucleic acid binding; RNA helicase activity. NCBI's taxonomy places the organism in Eukaryota, Apicomplexa, Conoidasida, Eucoccidiorida, Eimeriidae. The annotation marks the transcript as partial.
CCUUUUAACUCUUCCAGCAGCAGCCGCUGCAGCAGCAGCAGCAGCAGCAGCAGCAGCAGCAGCAGCAGCAGCAGCAGCGAUUGCCGCGAGCUGCGCAUACACCCCAACUUCUUGAGGUGUACGUACACCGUAGAUAUGGCGGCGUUCGCUGAGUUGGCGCUCUGCCCUGAGCUCGUCUCUGCAGCAGAAGAUGAAGGCUGGGCGCUGCCGACACCCAUACAAGCAGAGGCAAUACCCCUUAUUCUAGGGGGUGGAGACGUCUGUGCAGCAGCAGAGACGGGGAGCGGCAAGACAGCAGCAUUUGUGUUGCCUUCGCUGCAGCUGAUGCAUGAAGCACUACGCGGAGUUGCUGUUACUCCUGCACCGGGAACGACCCAGUCUGCUGCUCCAGGGAAUAAGGAAUGGCAGCAAGACGGCAGCGACCGCGACAUGCAGAUCCUGUGGUCGCUGCGCCCUGCAGCAGCAGCAGCAGCAGCAGCAACAGGAGCAGCAAAAGCAGCAGCAGCAGCUGCUGCUGCUGCUGCUGAUGCUCCCCCAACUGUUCAUCUUUUAUUGUUGGGUUGCAGCAAAUUCCUUGACUACGGCUGCUCCUUUGGGCCUGGCGACGCAGUGGGCUGUGUCAUUGACCGCAGCAGCAGCAGCAGCAGCAGCAGCAACAGCAGCAGCGGUUCUGUAUCUUUUUAUUUGAACGGUCAGCCCCUUGGUGAAGCUUUUCAGCUUCCGUUGUCUCUUGCUUCUUCCCCGCUGCGGCCUGGUGUUUGCGGUAGAGGGUUUGAGGUGGAGAUCCGCUUUUCUCACUUUUUAUAUCCCAUAGACGGCGUUACUCCUGUAGCAGAUUUGACUGCAGCCGACUCCGUGCCUGCUGCUGCUGCUGGCAGCAGCAGCAGCAGCAGCAGCAGCAGCAGCAGCAGCAGCAGCAGCAGCUUGCAGGGGUCUGGACCUCUUUGCAUCUGCCUCGCCCCCACACGAGACCUCGUCAUGCAGACCUACAACUGCUACAAGCGAUUCGGAAGAGUGCUUGAGAGGCCCCGCAUUAAUAUUGAGUCCUGCACUGGAGGGGGACCAGGGGGCCCCUCAUCUCACCGUACCGACUUCAAAAGUGUCGAUGUGUUGGUGGGUACACUGGACAAAACCCUCGACCUCGUGCGUCGGCGCGUAGUUCCGCUGAGCCGUCUGCAAAUUUUAAUAAUUGAUGAAGCCGAUGAAGUUGUUAAAGAGCAGGGAACUAAGAAACUCCUCGAGCUGCAGCAGCAGGGUGAAGCAGCAGCAGGACGGCGUCCGCAGACGCUCUUCUUCUCUGCAACACUCAGAACAGAAGCAGCAGCAGCAGCAAUUUCUUUGUUAGCUCCGCAUGCAUGCUGGGCAGACCUCAAAGGCACAGCAGUUCUACCAGACAGCGCAAACGUCGUUGUCUAUACAGUCGACCCCAAACAAAUAGCGGUUGCUCUUGCGGACGCGCUGAAGAUGGAUUGCUGCAUGAUUGUCUGCCGCACAAAUCUAGACUGCGAUAUCUUUGAGAAAUAUUUAAUUAAAUUAGGAGGCGGGAAGCGGUUUGCUG